AUGUCUAAACCUGCAAAAUUCAUCUCAGAAGGAGGAUCAUCAACUAGACCACCUCUUUUUGAAGGAAAUGACUACUACUACUGGAAAGACAAGAUGGAAUUGUUUCUUAGGUCACAAGAUAUCAACAUGUGGGCUGUAGUAGAAGUUGGAGACUAUGCUCCACUGGUCAAAGAUUCAUUCACACCAAAACCACAGCUUGAGUGGACAACUCAAGAAUCUGACAGGGUACUACUAAACACUAAAGCUCAAUUAUUUAUUAAAAGUGCUUUGUGCAGGGAAGAAUAUGACAAGAUCAUGGAAUGCAAGACGGCCAAAGAAAUGUGGACCACUCUUCAAACACACCAUGAAGGAACCAGCCACAUAAAAGAAACAAGGAUUGACAUAGGAGAACGAAAGUUUGAACUGUUUGAAAUGAAUAACAGUGAAACUAUAGAUCAAAUGUAUGGACGGUUUACAGUCAUCAUAAAUGAGCUAAAUUCUCUUGGUAAAAAAUAUACCACACAUGAGAGAAUAAGAAAGCUACUAAGAUGUCUACCAGAAGAAUGGAGACACAUAGUAACUGCAAUAACUAUAGCAAAAUAUCUCAAAACAAUGGAUCUGGAAGAUUUCAUUGGAUCUUUAAAAGCUCAUGAAGAAAUACUUCAAGAGAAGAAACCAGCAAAGAACAAAAUGAUUGCUCUAGAAUCACAAGUAGAAGAAAACUUAAAAAGGGAAAUAACAUGUGAUGAAGAGAAUCCUCUUCAACAAGAUGAUGAAGAAGAAAUGGCUUUUCUCUCAAGAAGAAUCCAAAAGCUAAUGAUGAGAAGAAAUCAAAUCAAAAGAUCAUUCCCAUCAAGAAGAAAUGAAACUGACUUAAGUCAAGUAAAAUGCUACGGAUGCAAUCAAACUGGACAUUACAAAAAUGAAUGUCCAAAGCUAAGGCAAAGAAAACCUCCCUACAACAAAUCCAUGAUGGCUACAUGGGACGAUCUAGAAGAAUUACCAGAAGAAGAAGAAGCAAAUGUUUGCCUAAUGACCAGAACUGACUUUGAUGAGGUAAACCUUGAACCUUGUUCAUCAUGCAUGAAAACUGAAAAAUUAUUUGAUAAUCUCUUAUAUGAUUCACAAAUUACUGCUCAAAAAUAUGAUCAACUUAAAAUUGAACUUACUAGAGUAAUUCAAGAAAAAGAUGAAUAUAAAACUAAAAAUAAAAUUUUAGAAGAAACUUUGGAAAAAGCUCAGCAUGAUCUAGAUAAAGUUUAUAAGUUAAAAGAAAACUUAGAACUAAAACAAAGUGUUUCAGUUUUAGAAAAAGACAUAACCAAAUGUGUGAAAGCUACUGAAACUUUUGAAAAUAUUAUAGGAGUUCAACAAAGAGUUGUUGAUAAAAAUGGAAUAGUCAAGAAAAAGCCAUGGUACUUGGACAGUGGCUGCUCGAGGCACAUGACCGGAGACAGACACAGCUUCCUUUCCCUUGAGGAAAAGGAAGGAGGAACCGUUACCUUUGGUAAUAAUGAAAAAGCUAGUAUCAAAGAGGGUCUAGAACAUAACUUAAUAAGUAUUAGUCAACUGUGUGAUAAUGGUCUUGAAGUAAUUUUUAAAACUCAUACAUGUGAAAUUAAACAAAUAUCUACUGGAAAAACUCUUUUUAAUGGAUCAAGAAAAAAGAAUGUAUAUGUCAUAUAUCUAGAUGAACUGCCGUCAUGUUUUGUAUCUCUUGAAAAGGAUAAAUGGAUUUGGCACAAAAGGGCAGGACAUGUAAAUAUGAGGACAAUUGCAAAACUUUCUCAACUUGAUCUAGUAAGAGGAUUACCAAAGAUAAGUUUUGACAAAGAUAAAUUAUGUGAAAGUUGUACAAAGGGAAAACAAACCAAAAGUAGUUUUAAACCUAAAGACUUUAUUUCAACUAAAAGACCUCUUGAAUUACUUCACAUAGAUUUGUUUGGACCUGUCAAAACUACUAGUCUAGGUGGUAAAAAUUAUGGCUUUGUUAUUGUUGAUGACUACUCUAGAUACACAUGGGUUUUGUUUUUAAAAAAUAAUCUAGGAAAAUUUGACUCUAAAUCUGAUAAAGGAAUUUUCUUAGGAUACUCUCUAACCUCUAAAGCAUAUAGAGUUUAUAAUCUAAAAUCAAAAUCUUUAGAAGAAAGCAUGCAUGUAAAAUUUGAUGAAUUUGAUGAUAUAUCAUGUGUAAGAGAAAUAGAUGAUGAAGAUGAGCAAAACUCAUCAAAAGAACAAGUUAUAGAACAGGAAUCACCACCACAAGAACCUCCUAGAACUUGGAAGGUUGUAAGCAAUCACCCUCAAGAACAAAUAAUAGGUGACACUGCAGAAGGUGUAAGAACCAGAAGAUCAUUUCAAGUUGAUGAGAACAAUCUAGCUAUGAUCUCUCAAAUUGAGCCAAAAUCCAUAGAAGAAGCAAUCACUGAUGAAUCAUGGAUAAUUGCUAUGAAAGAAGAACUUUCACAAUUUGAGAAGAAUGAAGUUUGGAAGCUAGUACCAGAUCCUUUAGACCAUUCUAUCAUUGGAACUAGACGAGUCUUCAGAAACAAAAUGGAUGAAAAUGGUAAGGUAAUUCGCAGCAAAGCAAGACUUGUUGCUCAAGGUUAUAAUCAACAAGAAGGUAUAGACUAUGAUGAAACAUUUGCACCAGUAGCAAGGUUAGAAGCAAUAAGAAUCUUACUUGCAUAUGCAUCUCAUAAAUGUUUUAAACUUUUUCAAAUGGACGUAAAAAGUGCUUUUUGUAACGCCCCAAAAUUCUAG
Messenger RNA from Trifolium pratense (red clover), 2742 nucleotides. RefSeq lists its product as uncharacterized. The record is from RefSeq and is a predicted model, not a curated record. The coding region runs from base 1 to 2742 and encodes 913 amino acids. The transcript has 4 exons. Gene Ontology annotation, molecular function: zinc ion binding; nucleic acid binding. Lineage: Eukaryota; Viridiplantae; Streptophyta; Magnoliopsida; Fabales; Fabaceae.